AUGCGAUCACGAACCGGCUGCUUAACGUGUCGAACACGGAAGCUUAAAUGCGACGAAGAAAAGCCCGAAUGUUCACAGUGUCGCAAAGGCGGCCGAGAAUGUCGCCCGAGCGAGGGUGUCGUCUUCCGCCAUCAGCAGAACGCGUCGAUGAACCGGAAUUCCCCAGAUGGUCGAGGUAGUCUCAACGGGUUUUAUUCCUAUAAGAACACAUUCGACAAGGACAGUGUGUGGCUGGAUGUUCCCAAACAUGUCAUUUUUGUCGACAACUCCGAUCCAUACGCCGACGAUCUCGAGACCUCCCUGGGAGAGAGUAGUACAGCACAUACGCACUCGGCCAAUAACAGAUGGGCCAGUAGCGCCUCUCGAACGAGCGAUGCCGAGACACAGGGAUUGGAAGCUUUGUCGGCGGUCGCAACCCACGAUCGCUUCCCUUAUUCUCCCCUAGACCAUUCGAUCUCCGACACUACCUCAUAUGCUUCUCCAAACCGACGGCGCAGUGCCGUUCUUCCCCCCGCUUCGCCCUCCAUGUCGAUGUCCUCCACCAACAACAAUACAAAUAUUAAUUUUCUCCUCAACCCGUCGCAUUCGAUGUCUCCCAGUAUUGACCCAAGCAUCCAACUCUCUGACCGAGGUACGGCACUUCCAACAAGGCCGGCCUUUUCACAUAGAAGCUUAAGCCAUAUGAAUCAUACACCAGACGACAAUGCAGAGACAGAUUUCGAGGUGGCUUUCCUUUUGCGGCAUUAUUCAGAAGGCCCAGGACUAUGGAUGGAUCUGUUUGACUUAGGAACAUAUUUCGCUUCAUACGUCCCAGUGCGAGCAAGGACCAACCCGCUCUUGAAAUUCGCAGCGUGCGCAUAUGCCGCCAAACAGCUGGGCCGAGUCAAAGGCACUAAGGCAGCGAUGGGCGGCGUCUGCUCACAACAAGCUGCCAUGGAACUGUGGCCCGUUAAAGACCCCGAUUUCGCAUGGUACGGGGCCAAGUAUUAUGAAAAAGCCAUUCAGCUGUUGAUGAAGGAGCUGCAACCAGAUGCCGAGGGUCCGCCUCCCCUGAGCACGCCCGAGGCAUUCGGUCAAUGGCAGGCUGCCGAGCUCUCUGCAGACACGGAUAAUCCACGUAAGCGUCGAAGACGGGUUUCUGAUAGUCGGCUCUCGCAUGGAGUUCAUUCGGAUGAAGUGCUCGCGGCGACGGCCAUUUUAUCUGUAUAUGAGUUUCUCGAUGCUGCGGGCCCUGCCUGGAAUCGUCAUUUGAGCGGCGUGAAGUCGCUGCUUGAUGUCGCUGAAGUGGGUAUGAUGCCUCUUGAGCAGCGAUCGUCUCCGGGAGAAAACUCAUAUCACACGUCGACACCGAAGAAAUCGGGGCUUUCAAAGGCCCGUAGGGCGACAUUUUGGAAUUUUGCGCGCCAGGAUUAUCUGGCUGCAUUUAUCAAUGAAUGCCACACAAGACUGAAUACUGAUGACAUAGUUCUUUGGACCGAAGCCGGUCUACUGAUCGAUAACGUAGGCUUUGUCCGGCCCAGCAACACAGGUGUGACAGGGUACCCGGAAGGCGAAGAGACGAUGAAAGAAGACCUAGUAUGCAACGGACUAGUCUGGAUAAUGUCCAAGAUAGUCAAUUUCAUAAGCUCCGGCGACAACGUGCACCUCACAGACCACCAACCCGUUCCGGGACCGCUGGGCGUCUCGCAACAAGUCCUCCUGGAGCGGUGGUACAGGCUCGAAUCCGAGCUCGAUGCAUGGUACACUGGAAUCCCCGAGACCUUCCGGCCCUGCGCGCGGAUAGACUCAUCCAAGGCCAAGCAUCACCGCCCAGCCAACGAAAACGAAGACAUCUCCACUCUCCAGGAGAUCUGGUACAGUCUCCCGAUGUGCGCCUCGGCCAUGCAGCACUACCACAUGGCGCGCAUUCUGCUGCUCAUCAACAAGCCGCACGAGUCGACCAGCCGCCGGAGCACAAUCACGCUCCGACUGCAGUCGUACCGCUCCAUUGAGGCCGAGAUCGCCUUCCACAGUCGUGAGAUCUUGGGCAUUGGCCUCUCCCGCCCGGAUGGAAGCGUCCGCAUUAAUUCGCUGCAGCCGCUCUUUGUUAGCGGGCAGUGUCUGACGGACCCGCGCGAGCGCCGAACUACCGUGCGCCUGCUCCGGAGUAUCGAGUCAGAUCUCGGCUGGGCGACUGAGUAUCGCGUGCAGCAGUUGUUGAAAGAGUGGGGAUGGGAAGAGAAAUCGACCCGGUCGCCUGGGUCUGGGUCCUGA
This is a messenger RNA of Penicillium paradoxum, 2253 nucleotides long. RefSeq lists its product as uncharacterized. Gene Ontology annotation, cellular component: nucleus. The record is from RefSeq and is a predicted model, not a curated record. Lineage: Eukaryota; Fungi; Ascomycota; Eurotiomycetes; Eurotiales; Aspergillaceae. The transcript is spliced from 6 exons. Gene Ontology annotation, molecular function: DNA-binding transcription factor activity, RNA polymerase II-specific; zinc ion binding; transcription cis-regulatory region binding. Gene Ontology annotation, biological process: positive regulation of transcription by RNA polymerase II. The coding region runs from base 1 to 2253 and encodes 750 amino acids.